UGCAAUAUUUUAGUAUUCGAAUCAAUACGAAGUGUUGAACAAAAAAUAUUAUCAAGUUGGUCAGUUUUGUACGAACAAUUUCAAAUAUCAUUGCUUGCAGGGAAAUUAUGGGUGAAAAUUAAUGAUUUUUUAAGUAUAAACGAUGUAGACGACAUUAAUCGGUGUUUUUCGAUCAGCUAACAUAUAUAUCAUUUGACCUAAUGAUGUCUACAUAUUUUAUUUCGAAAAAUAAGGUAUUUUUGUUAUCGAUAAAAUAACCCUAUAAAUCGAUAUGCACAUCGUUUGCCCUGUCAGUUCAGCUACUGGAACCAUCACUAGUGGACAUUCAUAUACAAUACACAAUACACAUAUCUGUAAUUUUUCUCAUUUUAUCGAUCAGCAAAAAAGGAAAUGAAUUCAAUCACAGUUGUAGUUUUGGCAGUGUUUGUCUUCUUGCAAUGGUCUACCGCUGCUGUAAUACCUGCAUAUCCUACAUAUUCGACGGAAAAACCAAAACCCCCUGUUAUUGCGCAACUGCUGAGAAACGACUACGUCUACGAUAAUAACGGACAGUUCAGCCUUAAUUAUCAGGUGGAUGAUGGGACAUCGCAGACUAGAGAAGGAACUUUGGUACUGAAUGAUGAAGGAGACGAUUACGUUUUGAUUCAAAAGGGCUCAUACUCAUACAUUUCUCCCGAAGGCAUUAAAGUUACGGUGACGUAUACAGCCGACAAGGAAGGUUUCAAGAUUGUCGAAUCAAGCAACGAUGUCCCCGCCAGAGUGUAAUUGGAAAGUCCAAAUAUAUACAUAGCCUAUACUCAUAUAGUAUAUCAUUACAAUUAUGUAGCAGAUUUAAUGUCCACGUAUGCAUUUUAUAUUGUUCAUUUUAUUAUUUUAAACUGAUUAUGUAGUAUUGUAGUUGUAGUAUAUAGUCGGCAUGUUUAAUCAACCAUGUAUGAGUUUAAAAUUACAUGGAAAUUGGAAUAAAAUAUAAUGUAAUAAUUAAAAUAUUUGAUCUUGAGAACAUGUGCUUAAGAUAAAACAAAAUAUAUUUUUCCUUGCUUUUAUCAUAA
This is a messenger RNA of Aphis gossypii (cotton aphid), 1052 nucleotides long. Its product is annotated as flexible cuticle protein 12-like. The record is from RefSeq and is a predicted model, not a curated record. The transcript is spliced from 3 exons. Bases 391 to 765 code for a protein of 124 amino acids. Gene Ontology annotation, cellular component: chitin-based extracellular matrix. Gene Ontology annotation, molecular function: structural constituent of chitin-based larval cuticle. NCBI's taxonomy places the organism in Eukaryota, Metazoa, Arthropoda, Insecta, Hemiptera, Aphididae.